This is a messenger RNA of Neurospora hispaniola, 1347 nucleotides long. RefSeq lists its product as uncharacterized. The transcript is spliced from 3 exons. Bases 130 to 1251 code for a protein of 373 amino acids. NCBI's taxonomy places the organism in Eukaryota, Fungi, Ascomycota, Sordariomycetes, Sordariales, Sordariaceae. The record is from RefSeq and is a predicted model, not a curated record.
UAGUCUCAACUAGUUUGCGACCUUAUUUGCUCUUCUUGCGAGUUUUCGCUCCUUUUCGAAUCUUCCCAGUCUAUACUCAAUAAACAACACCACUCAGUCAUUCUCAUUCAAACCAACAUCAUCGUCAACAUGCCUGGAACUCGCUCGCACAGGUCCAGGGGUAAACCGUCGCUCCUUAAUCGAUCAUCAACAAGGGGCAGUAGCAAUAAUGAAACUCGGGAAAUCAUCCAACAACUUGCCCGCGCUGCUUUGGUCUACUCUCUCAAGCGUCUGACCAGGCAAGACUUGGCCGAUAAAGGCAGCACAUCACGACAAAAUCUAGGGUCAAGAUCCGCUCAUGAAGACAGCCAAUCCCAAGAGCGCGACCGCGGCACAACAACCAAAGCACGAGACAGCAGCGGAGCUAGCCACCGCAUUGACCGAGACCGAGACGGCAGCCGCGAUGGCAACGACCUCCACGACGUAAUGGGUCAACUAGCCGUUGGCAUCCUCGGCUUUGGCAUCCGCCACUUUCUCCAUCAGCGCAAGAAAAAGGAAAAGGAGAAGAACAAGAUCAAACCACCCUUGUACGCCACCACUGCGGCAACACAAGGGCCACCACGGCGGCCGUCGGGUGAAUACCCAUACACCAGCUACGCCGACUAUCUGGCUGCUACCAGCAACCACACUGGAGCCAGCACCAGACCCAGAUCACUUCCCACCGAUGAUCCGGAGCCAGCAGCAAUAAGCCUAGCAACAACGCUUGAGUCACUCAAGAAGGAACUGCGAGCGACUUCAGAAGCACUGGCGGAUCUUGUCAAUAAGCCUCCAUCGCAGAAUAAGAAGUACAAUGUACAUGAAGCGUUGGCGAAGAGGGCAGAGGGCAUCAGGGUGUCGAUAGACAAUCUGGAGAUGGCGGUCAACAAUGUGAGGAAUCUGCAUCCUGAAAUCGAUGAAGACCGCGGUGUGGAUGGAGGGGUUGCAGAGGUAGAUGAUGGGGAGGGGAAGGAGAGAGGCGGUAAGGGUCAGAAAGGAAAGGGAAAGGAGGGUGAAGUCGGGACGGAGCAAGGUGAUGAGGACGGGCGGGGCGAAAAAGACGGUAGAAGUAGGGACCGGGAACGGGAAAGGGUGCGGAGGGAUAGGGAUGGUAGAAGGUGCUCUAGGGAUCGGGAGAGCAAGCCAAGGAGGUCGGUCGAGUUUGAGGAUGAUUUGGAUCGGUACGGAUAUUCUAGGGGGAGUGAGCGAAGGGACUACAGGCGAUGGAGGAGAUAAUCAAGGUAAUGUUUUGGUAUGGUCAAGCUGUUGACUAUGUCAGCUUUAUUUCUCUCCUUUUUUUUUUUUUUUUUUUUUCCCUUUUUUUUUUUUUUU